Messenger RNA from Pomacea canaliculata, 1884 nucleotides. Its product is annotated as serine--tRNA ligase, mitochondrial-like. Gene Ontology annotation, biological process: mitochondrial seryl-tRNA aminoacylation. NCBI's taxonomy places the organism in Eukaryota, Metazoa, Mollusca, Gastropoda, Architaenioglossa, Ampullariidae. Gene Ontology annotation, cellular component: mitochondrion. The record is from RefSeq and is a predicted model, not a curated record. The transcript has 16 exons. Bases 429 to 1877 code for a protein of 482 amino acids. Gene Ontology annotation, molecular function: ATP binding; tRNA binding; serine-tRNA ligase activity.
CGAAAAUGUUCAUGGCUGGCGCGUAUUUUCUUGCAGCGAGAAAUUAUUUUGUCUUUAUUUAUUUUAAUUUUUUGUCGACUGUUUUACUGAUCACUUGGUUUUCUUCCUUCCAAAUAACUACACGCACGCGUAUUCCCUCUCUCUCUGUGACUUCGCCUUUCUGGGAGUCAUUCCUGUCAAACUAAAAUUCAACCCAUUCAUCUUUAUUUAUAAAAUACUGACGGGUGAACUGUACCCCAAACUCUCUUUGCUAUUUUGCUCAAGCAACAUUCAAACUUCUCCAAAACUUCAGGGUUACAUAUUCCUAAACCAUAAAACAUCAGAGAUACUUUCCAAUUCCAGGACCCUUGACAGUCAAAUUUUUUAAAAAAUGGUUCGCACUUUUUUCCUGAUGUCAAGAAUUCCUCGCCUGUGCACAAAAUUUCUUCAUGAAAAAGAAAGAUCUUUUUCUUAUACAAAUAGACUUCAACUGUCUCUCACACAGUCUCAGAGGAGUUUGCAGUUUAUGUCAUCAGUGCCACCAAGUUUCCUCCCCGUUGUUGAAGCGAACUUUAUCUACACUCUCAAGAGAAGAAAGUGAUUGGAAAGACAAAGAAAAAUCAUCAGAAUGUUCAUCAGAUCUUGAUAGCAGAGAAAGAAAGAGCACUAGAAAAGAAUCACCAUGGAGGCAGCCUAUAGCUUGGGAAGAACACAUGCAGUUCCCAGGACCCCAACUCAACUGGGAAUAUCUAUGUAACCCAGAUAACACAGAUAUUAUCCAAGCAAACAUUAGUAACAGAAAAGGAGUUGGAGAUAUUCAUAGAGUUCAUCAACUUUGGAAGGAGCAUAAAAAAAGCAGAAAAAAAAGCUUGAAUAUUCCCAAUUUGAGCCAUCCAGCCUCGCCACUUGGGGAAGAGGCAAAUGCUAAGCUUGUUGAGAAGCAUGGGCAGCAAAGAGAGUUCAACUUUAAGCCAAAGACUGUUGUGGAACUUGGAGAAGCACUACAGCUGCUAAAAACUAGUGAUGUUGGCAUGACAACAGGACCACGAACCUAUUAUUUUAUUGGAGCACUGGCUGAACUGGAGCAAGCACUAGUGAACUUCACACUACACAAGUUGCUGAAACAGGGUUUCAAACUGGUGUCCGUACCAGACCUGCUUUACCCGAAUGUUAUUGACAGAUGUGGGUUCAAAACUGAAGGGGAGAGAACCCAAGUGUAUAAGUUGCCAGUGGAGACAUAUGGGUUGGCAUGUUUGGCAGGGACUGCAGAAAUGUCCUUGGCUGGGCUGUUUUUAAAUGAAGUAUUAAAUGGCAGAGACCUUCCCAUGAAGCUUACAGCAGUCAGUCGCUGCUACAGAGCUGAAACAUCGGACAUUGCAGAAGAGAAGGGCAUUUACCGUGUACAUCAGUUCACAAAGGUGGAAAUGUUUGGAGUCACUGCGAACUGCAAUGAUGAAAGUGAACAACUCCAUCAGCUUUUGUUAGAUGUCGAAAAAGAUCUGUUUCUCUCCCUUGGUCUGCAUUUUAGAAUCUUAGACAUGCCAACAGAAGAAUUGGGUGCCCCAGCAUAUCGUAAAUUUGAUGUGGAGACUUGGAUGCCUGGUAGUGGCAAGUGGGGAGAGAUUUCCAGUACCUCUAAUUGCACUGAUUUCCAGUCACGCCGUCUAAAUAUUUGUUAUUUAGACUCUGUUGGGGGUCUUCAAUUUGCACACACUGUAAAUGGAACAGCAUGUGCAGUUCCCAGGAUGGUGAUGGCACUUUUAGAAAACAACCAACAGCAGAAUGGCAGUGUUGUGCUUCCGGAAGUUCUCAAGCCAUACAUGAACAGUGGCAACAUUUUGUGUCCACCUGGCCACCAAAAACGAUUUACUAGAAUUUCAGGCCGAAAGAGCAGUUAGUGAAAUA